AUGCCAAGUACUGCACCAGUAAUCAUUGUCGGCGGCUCCAUUGCAGGCCUGACCCUCGCGCACUGCCUCUCCAAGAUAGGCGUUGACUACGUCAUUCUAGAAAAGAGACAGCAGAUCGCUCCGCAAGAGGGCGCGUCAAUCGGAAUCCUACCUCACGGUGGACGAAUCUUAGACCAAUUGGGACUGUUUAAUGCGAUUCAGAGGAAUGUUGAGCCGUUGACUACGGCUCAUAUUUCGUAUCCUGAUGGCUUCACCCAUACGAAUCAGUCGCCAACUGUAAUCCAUGAGCGAUUUGGACUGCCGCUGGCGUUUUUGGAGAGGCGGAAGCUGCUUCAGAUCUUGUACUGGUCUCUGCCUGAUACUUCCCGCGUGCAUGUUGGGAAGACGGUCGUUGCUGUUGACCAUAUCUGGGGAGACAGUGGUAUGGCUGUACGGACUCGAGAUGGAGCCACCUUCUAUGGUGAUAUUGUCGUCGGAGCAGAUGGCGUGCACAGCCGAGUGCGCCGUGAGAUGUGGCGACUUGCUGAAAUAGACCUUCCAGGUUCUAUAACUGAGCAAGAGAAAGAUGGCAUGACGGUUGACUACAUCUGUAUCUUUGGCAUAUCAGCUUCAGUUCCUGUUCUUCGCCCUGGAGAGCAAGUGGCAAGCUUGCACGAUGGACGGUCAUUCCUCAUAUUCCCAGGCAAAGAUGGUCGGGUGUUUUGGUUCCUUCUCAAUAAGCUCGACAGGCGAUACACGUAUACAUCUGCUCCGCGAUGGACCGCUGUUGAUAUUGACACAAUAGCAGAAAGCUUCAUUUCAGACCACAUCUGGAAUGGAGUUAACUUUGGCGGUCUCUGGGAGCGAAGAGAAGUCACUGGUAUCACAAACCUUGAAGAAAACGUCUUCUCCACAUGGCACUCAGGCCGGAUUGUCUGCAUUGGCGAUAGCAUGCACAAGAUGGCACCCAAUACAGGGCAGGGAGCAAACUGCGCGAUUGAAGACGCUGCAGCACUUGCCAACGCAAUCCACAGUGCCAUCGAACACGUCGACCGCCCUUCCAUGGCUGAAGUCCAAUCCUUUCUCCGCUCGUUUAAUGAAUCCCGGCUCCCCAGGGUGCAGGAAAUCUACAAGUCCGCCUCGGUGGUAGUGCGUCUGCAUGCGCGCGAGAACCUGGCUUUGAGACUUGUUGGUCGGUAUUACUUGCCGUAUUCCGGUGACUUGCCAGCAAACACAGCAUCGAAGCUGAUUGCUGACGGAGUCCAAUUGUCGUUUUUGGCCCCAUCGUUGUAUUCAGGGCCUGGGUGGGAGAAGUAUAGCAUGAAAAGAGGCGUCGCCAAGAGCACAGUGUAUCUAGCGAUCUAG
Messenger RNA from Aspergillus versicolor CBS 583.65, 1344 nucleotides. Its product is annotated as FAD-dependent monooxygenase spyC. Lineage: Eukaryota; Fungi; Ascomycota; Eurotiomycetes; Eurotiales; Aspergillaceae. Gene Ontology annotation, molecular function: FAD binding. Bases 1 to 1344 code for a protein of 447 amino acids. The transcript is spliced from 6 exons. The record is from RefSeq and is a predicted model, not a curated record.